This is a messenger RNA of Schistosoma intercalatum, 1050 nucleotides long. Lineage: Eukaryota; Metazoa; Platyhelminthes; Trematoda; Strigeidida; Schistosomatidae. The record is from the annotation of a GenBank genome assembly.
GAUCGAUAAGUCACUGUCAUAUAACCGGCUGUCCCUUUGAGCCAUAACAAUUGGCGACGGGGUAAAAAAAAUACAAUCCAAAGUCAUUCUGUAAUUGGACAAAAUCCAGUCUAAUUAUUCAAUCAAUCAGUAUCCAGUUUGUCAUCAGUGUCCCUGAACGACAUUGGUCAUUAUUCAUACAGUAAUCUUCAUUGCUGGUGCUGAUCCAAAAAAUGACACUCCCUUCCGAUCGAUUGCAGCUGCUCUUUGAACGACAUUUGGAGUUAUUAGUCAAGUUCUGCACGCAGCUGCUAAGUCAGACAUGCUAUGAAGAUGCGACGGAAGUGGAUGGAUUGAUAUCUGAAUUACACAGUGAGCUGGAAAAUGACAACAGCCUCCAUGAAUCCUCGAUUAACUGUACUUCGAACGAAAUGGCAGUCAUCCAUGAUGCCCCCAGUGGUCCAGUACUUUCCAUUUCAGAAACAUGCCCGGUAAUGGAUUCGAACUCCGUUAUCCCCGAAACAGCAUGUGCAGACAGCAACGCAUCCAGCUCACGAGAUCUCAUUGUUUUGCCAGAAAAUGUGUUCCACGCAUCAAAUAAUAACCAAGAACCUGGUACAGUUUUGUUGGACGCCGAUUAUCAUAAUGAUCCACUACUUACUAAAGAUUUAAACCCUGAUGACUUCGAAUUGGAUGGCGUUUAUCCUCAAUAUCUGAUCGAUUUUACUGCAUUCCCUGUGCAAUAUGUUUUAAAGACAAUCAAAUUAAUUGUAAAUUGGAUUUAUGAAGACCCAACAUUAUUUCGAGGGGGAGGAUAAACGCGAGAAAAAUUUAAAAUCCGGACAUCAACUCCGGAUCUCCAAAAAAGGGGAGGAGUGUUGGGGACGAUAGAUCCCCAAACUCAUAUUUUAAAUUUUAUCUUACCGAUCAUCUUAUCGAUUAAAUGUUAGAUAUUUUUAUUGGGGUCAAUUGAUGAACUAUCGAUUAAAUGCGCAAAUAGGUCAAUUAAUGAACUCAUUGAUUAAUGUUUAAAAAUUUUCUAUCGAUUGUAAAUAAUUGUAUAAAUACGCU